Molecule: messenger RNA, 1656 nt
Organism: Venturia canescens
Lineage: Eukaryota; Metazoa; Arthropoda; Insecta; Hymenoptera; Ichneumonidae
Gene: ImpE3
Product: nucleolin 1-like
Exons: 4
Coding region: 181-1461 (426 amino acids)
Source: RefSeq, a predicted model, not a curated record
GACAAACCAGAAUAAAAACCGUUACAAAUUUCUCGAAGCCGCAGCAGCUUAAGCCUCGCAGGGCAGUCUCGGUUCACUUGUCGUCCGGGAAGUUUAUCCUUCUUUACUAACGUACGUCAAACGACGAAACUCACCUCGAAAUAUCAUUGCUUAAGGCACUUUUGAGCCGCGUUCAUCACCAUGAAGAUCGUUCACCUUGGUAUACUCGUGUUUUUCUGCGUUCAACGGCAGCAGUCGAAUGCCGCGGUCGUUAGAAAGCAGCCCGCAUUCUCAACGCCGGUUUACUCGCCCGCUUAUCUUCCGGGAGCCAUGCAGGUGAUAUUCCACGCCGUGAGUCAAUUGAAGGACAUGCAAGUCGAGGAACUCGAAAACCCGACUCCUGCACCAACGACGACAGCGAAGGUGGACGUAGAGGCGACGAGUCCCCACGCGCCAGGGCAGCAUCAGCCUGUUUUUCAAAACCCUUCAAACACCUCGACGACUUACGGUGCUCAAUCGGAUAACGAAGCAUCGACAGGAUCGGUAGGGUCGAUCGAAAGUUCACCGGCGCCGGCAGUGGCGCUGUCAUCCGAUGGAAUCUCGACGGCGUCGCCUGCCGAUCCAACCGAACUUUCGGCCACAACGAGCGAGAAUAGCGAGGACGCCAACGAGGUCAAAGCUCAAAGCUUCGGCGGAACAACGGCGCGAAUAGAGGCCGAGACGCCGGAGGAAAACUACGCGACACCGGAGGUCAAUCACGAGGUCCAGGAACCCGUUGAAGAGGGCCAAGAACCUGUGCAGGAAGCGGUCGAAACGAACCAAGAAACGCUCGAAAACAAUGACGAUUACGUGAAUUCCUCCCCGUCCGAUGGAGCCAAGGAGUCUGACGUUCCCUCGGUCACCCUGGCAGAGCAGGAAGACAAAACGGACGAUGAUUCGUCAGAGGAAUCGGACGAGAAGAAAAAUUCUUCGGAAGAAUCGGAUGAGAAAAAGUCCUCGAACGGAUCGAAAGACGACAGCGACGACGAUUCGAGGAGCUUGGAAGAAACUAAGCAGGAUAAAAUCGACAGUUCCGAAGAGGAAGACGAAGAAAUCAGAUUCACAAUGAUCGGCGAAAAAGUAUCGCAAGUCCCACGACCAAGUUUGACGAACUAUCUGAGAAAAACAGCAAAAUUUCCACUCCGAAAUUCAACGCAAGAACUGGCGUCUCUCUACGACGCCCUGAGUAAAGACGCGAGAAGACAAGGUUUUGCCCAAUACUCCGGAUAUUCCGACGAGGUCCUCCAAACUCUAAAAUCCUCAAGCGAAGGUGGAGUCGGCCCGCAGAUACGAACUCUUCUAGAAAAAACGUUAGAAAGAAAGGAACUUACGAGGGACGAUGCGAAGGCUAAACUCUUGUUGACUCUCAAAAACUUGCGCGAUCCUUCCACCGUUCUCAACCGGGAUCUCCGGCGCUUAGUACCUUUACGCUACCUCGCUUAAUCCAUGUCUAAAUAUUUUUGUACUCGCUUAUUUACGAUUUUUUUCCUCAGUUUACUCCAAUUGAGGAUUUUCAACUCGAAAUCGUGCUGUUCGGAGCUUGAGACUGUAUCUUACACUUGUGUUAACGCAAUGAUUUACUCGACCAUUGAUCAAUAAAAUCUCAUUACUUACGAUGAAAAUGCAUCCUUUCACAAA